AUUGAAGAUCUGCAGGAUCAGAACCAGGACUAGGACUCGGAGAUGGACCGGGACCAGGAGUCCAGCAUCAGGACCAGAGCGGGAUCUUCCUCUGGUCUGCAGAAACAUAAAGGCAAAGAGAGACCCACAAGUUAUCGUUGUGAUCAUUGCAAGAAAGUCUUCACCACUUCAUCAGGUCUGAGAAAACAUAAGAUGAUUCACACUGGAGAUAAACCGUUUAGGUGUGAUCAGUGUGGAGCAGCUUUUAUCACUAAAAGUAAACUAAAGAUUCACCAACGUAUUCACACUGGAGAUAAACCGUUUAGGUGUGAUCAGUGUGGAGCAGCUUUUACUGAGUCAGGAAAGCUAAAGAUUCACCAACGUAUUCACACUGGAGAUAAACCGUUCACUUGUGAUCAGUGUGGAGCAGCUUUUACCACAUCAGGUCAUCUAAGGACUCACCAACGUAUUCACACUGGAGAUAAACCGUUUAGGUGUGAACAGUGUGGAGCAGCUUUUACUGAGUCAGGAAAGCUAAAGAUUCACCAACGUAUUCACACUGGAGAUAAACCGUUCAGAUGUGAACAGUGUGGAGCAGCUUUUACCCAACAAAGUCAUCUAAGGACUCACCAACGUAUUCACACUGGAGAAAAACCAUUUAGGUGUGAUCAGUGUGGAGCAUCUUUUUCCAGACUAGAUAGUCUAAGGAUUCACCAACGUAUUCACACUGGAGAUAAACCGUUCAGAUGUGAACAGUGUGGAGCAGCUUUUACCAGAUCAAGUGAUCUAAGGACUCACCAACGUAUUCACACUGGAGAUAAACCGUUCAGAUGUGAUCAGUGUGGAGCAGCUUUUACCACAUCAGGUCAUCUAAGGACUCACCAACGUAUUCACACUGGAGAUAAACCGUUCAGAUGUGAACAGUGUGAGGCAGCUUUUACCACAUCAAGUCAGCUAAAGAAGCACCAACGUACUCACACGAGUGAUAAACUCUAAAGAUGUGAUCAGUGUGAAGUGUGGAAUUGCAAAAAACACCUCUGCACAGCAAAAGAAAAAGCGAAAUAAUCAGACAACGUCAUACCUAAAACUUGAAAGACUAACAUAAGAUGCCCCCUGGACACCUCCUGGGAAGGUGUUCCUGGCAUGUCCCACCAGGAGAAGAGCCAGGACACACCGGAGGGAAUGUCUUUUGGCUGACCUGGGAACGUCUCUGGAUCCUUCCAGAAGAGCUGGAGGAAAUGUGUGGGGUGAGGGAAGUCUGGACAUCUCUGCUCAGACUGCUGCCCCCGCUAACCAGUCCCACAUCAAGUGGAUGAAGAUGGAUGGAUGGACAAAAUCCAUAUAUCUGCAAAAAGCACAAAUUUAUUGUAACACCAUACUGAGAUACAGAAUGUAAUCUAACUAUAGCAU
Cololabis saira (Pacific saury) is the source of this 1389-nucleotide messenger RNA. RefSeq names its product zinc finger protein 239-like. The record is from RefSeq and is a predicted model, not a curated record. Gene Ontology annotation, biological process: regulation of transcription by RNA polymerase II. Gene Ontology annotation, molecular function: RNA polymerase II cis-regulatory region sequence-specific DNA binding; DNA-binding transcription factor activity, RNA polymerase II-specific. NCBI's taxonomy places the organism in Eukaryota, Metazoa, Chordata, Actinopteri, Beloniformes, Belonidae. Gene Ontology annotation, cellular component: nucleus. The transcript has 2 exons. Bases 43 to 975 code for a protein of 310 amino acids.